Molecule: messenger RNA, 1559 nt
Organism: Rhinichthys klamathensis goyatoka
Lineage: Eukaryota; Metazoa; Chordata; Actinopteri; Cypriniformes; Leuciscidae
Gene: ptgir
Product: prostaglandin I2 receptor
Exons: 3
Coding region: 439-1542 (367 amino acids)
Biological process (GO): negative regulation of smooth muscle cell proliferation; inflammatory response; adenylate cyclase-activating G protein-coupled receptor signaling pathway
Cellular component (GO): plasma membrane
Molecular function (GO): prostacyclin receptor activity
Source: RefSeq, a predicted model, not a curated record
GUCCACCUUCACAACAACGAGCGUGAGGAAUGAAGAAAGGCAACGCUUUUUAUUACUGUUUUGUUUGGUUUCAGGAGUAACGAACUAGUGUGGAAUUAGUUUGUGCGUUAAAUUCUGUGGUUGGCCAGAACUGGAUAGACUAACUAAACUAAAAACAGUUUAUUAUGAAUUAAAAGAGAGCAAACGACUGAAGAAACGGAAGCUCGAAGAUAUACCAUAUCGACGUCGCUUUGAAAUAUUAUGUUUGGAGAGUCAGAAAUACAUAUAUGUUGUUCAGUGAGUGGUGUGGUUGGGAGGAAUGGCCGCGCGCAGCAGUGAUGGACACGCCGCGGACAGAUCAUCCAAGAGGAGGAACUGCAAGUAUUUCACGAUAGACAAAAUUGCCAUUGCCCGAUCCCUGUGUCUGGGCUCAGGGUUUAAGGGCAGGUCCGUCUGAACAUGGUUUCAAACAAGUCAUGCGAGAACAUCACCAGAAUCGAUGUGAAUGGGAAUCCGGUGAUGAGCACUGUGAUGUUUAUCGCCGGGGUGGUUGGCAACCUCAUGGCUCUAGCUAUCCUGGGUUUCCACCAGAAAGAGCGUCGAACCAAGUCCUCAGUUUUCUGCAUUCUCGUGACAGGCCUGGCUCUGACAGAUCUGCUGGGAACGUGUUUACUCAGUCCACCCGUUUUCAUUUGCUAUUCCCAGAGCAAAUCUCUGGUGGGUCUGACAGGAGAUCGGUGGCUGUGCGGACUCUUCGCCUUCGCCAUGACGUUCUUCGGCCUGGCCUCUAUGCUCAUACUCUGUGCUAUGGCAGUGGAGCGGUGUCUCGCCAUCAGUCACCCGUAUUUCUACUCCAAACAUGUACGCCGCAGCUUCGCUAAGAUCGUCCUCUUCCUCAUCUAUCUCUUUACCUUCGUUUUCUGCUUGCUGCCUUUCUUUGGAUACGGGCGGCACAAGCAGUAUUGCCCAGGCACGUGGUGUUUCAUCAAGAUGGAGGCAGAAGGAGAGAGUGAGGAUGAGGAGAGGAGAACACUGACCUUCUCGCUGUCCUACGCCGUGCUCAUGGCGCUGCUCAUCGCUAUAGUGUUCUUGUGCAACGGUUCGGUCAUCGUCAGCCUCUGCCGCAUGCACCGGAGCCAGCUGACACGUCGGGGUUCGGUGGUGUCGGCUGGGCGCAAGAAGAGGCUGAGCACCUGGUUUGGACAGGGAGAGGAGGAAAUGGACCAUUUACUGCUGCUGGCCUGCAUGACCUUCAUCUUUGUCAUUUGCUCCUUGCCCCUGACUAUCUGUGGCUUCGUGAACGCUAUUAGUCCGGUUGGGAAUGAUCAGCAGAAUCUAAUGGCUUUCCGCUUCUCUGCAUUUAACCCCAUCUUGGAUCCCUGGAUCUUCAUCAUCUUCCGUAAGGCGGUCUUUAACCACUUACGGGAAUUAUUGCACUGCUGCUUCCCCAGAGAUGCGGUGAAGACCACAGCUCAAAGCUCUCUGUCCUUCCCCCUGGAGGCUGGAAACGUCAAACAAAGCUCCAGCAUCAAGAGCCAGAUCUACCGCAGCCUCCCUCAGUGAGGUCUUGAUGAUGAACG